GGGGGUGGGGGUUUCGAUCAUGUUUUCAGCUAGCGUAAUGGUCAAUCGGAGCUCGCUGGAGAUAUUUCUGGAUGAGAUCAGGCAGAGGGAUGAGCGGCCUAAGGAUCUGCCACCCGCUUUGCCUCUCCGGCCAACCUCCAGGGGACGCCUGCCCAGUUGGAGAAGGCCAUUGCCCGUGCACCUUAAUCUCGAAAGAGGUGCACCCAGAAGCUUGUUGAGCAACUCCGUGGAAGGCGAAGACGAGGAAGACGAACAGACACGAAAGAAUGAGAGGGAUGUGGAGCAACUGGCAGAAUCGCCAUGCCUCAAAACCCCAGACCUGGUGAGGUAUGAAAAGAGAGUGCAGAUCGAUGAUGGGUCAGAUUCACCUGCUUUCUCCUUGCCGCCAGCAGUUGGUGGUGUCAUCAAGUAUUCCAUGAAUGAGGUUUCCGGAAUGGAAGACGAUAGAAAUCAGACUUCGCAGGGAAUUAUCUGGGUUCAAAAAAGCUUUCGUGGUUUCCGAGCUUGUUCUUACUAUCAACAGCUGAAGAAAGGAGCAACCGUGUUGCAAUCAUUCGUACGAGGUGAAAGCACAAGGCAUAAUUUUGAGGUCUUGAAGAAGAGAUGGAGGGCAGCUAUACUUAUCCAACAGCAUUUGAGGCGGUGUUUUGCUAGGACUGUUUUUAAUAACCAGCGGAAGGACAUUAUAUUUUUGCAGUCUGUUAUCCGUGGUCGGCUGGCGAGGAACCAUUUUACUGCUUUAAAGAAAAUUGAGGUGUUAAAGUCUGGUCAUACUUAUUUGAAGAAAAGGGAGGUGUCAAUGGUCAGUCAUGUUCAACUAAUCAAAGGAGGGUCAGCAAGGGAUUCUCCAGAACUUGUGAAGGACACUGAGAGUGAGCAUCCUCAGUUGGACCCCUCUGUUUUAGCUCAAUUUCAGAGUCAGGUGUGUAAGGCAGAAGCAGCACUGAGAGACAAAGAAGAGGAGAAUGCUGUUCUGAAACAGCAGCUUCGAGAGUAUGAGAUGAGGUGGUCAGAAUACGAGUCGAAAAUGAAAUCUAUGGAAAGGACUUGGCAGAAACAAUUGAUCUCUUUGCAGAUGAACUUUGCUGGUGCAAGAAAAAGCUUUAUUCUUGAAGAAAUGACAAACCGGCCUCGACAGCAGAUAGCAGCACGAAUUAAUCACCACUAUGAAGCUGAAGAUAAGACGCCAGCAGUCACAGUAGCCAAACCCGUCAAUGCUUCUACUGUCAUGCCUGUGAGAGACAAUGAUAGCACUCGUAAUGGGGCGAUCCAACUCACGAUAGAGUUUGGUCAGCACAGGCAAGUCUUCCACGAUGAUGCUGGGGCACUGGUUGAAGGGAAAUCAGAGCAAUUGGGUGCCAGCAUGAACCGUCGUAAACUUAAAGCUCGUUUUGCUUCAUGGAGAAAAUGGUUGUGCAUAGCCAGUGCAAGAUGAUGCAAAUGAAGUAUACCAAGCAACUCUUCUUGGCAUAGCAAGUGCCAGGAUGGUGGUUUGAGGAGAAACCUGAAUGCUGCUUAUCUUCGAGGAAACCUCUUCCUUAUUUGUUUGUCUCGUCUCUAGAACAUCAUCAUCAUCAUAUGUGUAUGUUGCAUGUAUAUAUGCCUUGCUUUUCUUGA
Messenger RNA from Musa acuminata subsp. malaccensis (wild Malaysian banana), 1617 nucleotides. Its product is annotated as myosin-2. Gene Ontology annotation, cellular component: actin cytoskeleton; vesicle; cytoplasm. Gene Ontology annotation, molecular function: actin filament binding; microfilament motor activity. NCBI's taxonomy places the organism in Eukaryota, Viridiplantae, Streptophyta, Magnoliopsida, Zingiberales, Musaceae. Gene Ontology annotation, biological process: actin filament organization; vesicle transport along actin filament. The record is from RefSeq and is a predicted model, not a curated record.